Westerdykella ornata is the source of this 344-nucleotide messenger RNA. RefSeq lists its product as uncharacterized. NCBI's taxonomy places the organism in Eukaryota, Fungi, Ascomycota, Dothideomycetes, Pleosporales, Sporormiaceae. Bases 82 to 258 code for a protein of 58 amino acids. The transcript has a single exon. The record is from RefSeq and is a predicted model, not a curated record.
GAGCGUGUUGCAGACACUGUGGGAAAAUGAGAGUGGACGGGCGGUCCUCGGAACACACGGUGGCACCGUGGCACUUGGCCCAUGGGCAACAGGCACGACGUUCCGAGGCAGAAAAUGUUUCCCCUGAGAAGCUCCGGCAUCAAGACCACAAGGCUUCAUCCGGCAAGUAGUGAUCAGUCUUUCGCACCACCACUAACAGAUUCUGGCCCUAUGUCCAGAUACCGACCAUCUAUCCGCCCUCAUCAUCGCUCGCAAUAAUCGCCGGAACACCGUUGUGCCAGCAGCUCGGAACACACAUGCGGAAGACAACGCGAGCGUGCGGCGCAGCGCCGCCUCCGCCUGGC